AGGACAUGUACUUCAAUCCACAUGAUAAUACAUGUGUUGCUGACAUUAUGGAGUGCCCAUGCUACUUGAAUGGAUCGGUGUACAGACCUGGUGACAAGACACCAUCACUUUUACCAAUGAAACAACAAGAAUGUAUCUGCAGUGGAGCUGACAUCAAGUGUUCAGGAAUUUCAGUUCAUCAAAAAGAGCUGUGCAUUCAAGAAGAAGAGUACACUUACUGCACAAAUAAUAACACUGGAAAGAUAUGUGAGCCAAGCUGUGAGAACCAGAUCUACAAACAGAUGCCCUGCACGGAAGUAUGUGAAGAAGGCUGCAUAUGCAAGCCAGGCCUGGUUCGAAGCCCAGAAGGUAACUGCAUUAACAAGACCCAGUGUCCAUGCAUACAUGAGGGCCAGUUAUAUUCUUCAAAAGAGGUCAUUCAGAGUGAUUGCAAUGUGUGUACUUGCCAAUCGGGGAUUAUAAAUUGCACCACAAAGGACUGCAGAAAGCUUUGUUUCGCCUAUGGAGAGUCACAAUAUGUUCUUUAUGAUAACAUUUGGUUGGAAUAUGAAAGUAACAAUUGUGAAAUACUGCUGACUGAAUCACUGCCACAUGCCACUAAAAUACCCUUCAGAGUUGGAGUGAAAAAUGUGUGCAAUCGUUUUGGAGGAUCCAUCUGCAGAAAGCUUAUUAACAUUACAGUUGGAGGUGAUUCUCUAAUACUGGAUAAUGUGGAUAAGAUAACAUCCCACUCUGAAGAGCCAAAUUAUCCAUUCCGAAUUUCGCAUGUUGGCUUCUAUAUUAUUGUAGAAACUGCAGUAGGCCUGACAGUAUAUUGGGAUUUACACCUGCAAGUGUUGGUUCAGAUUAAAGAUGAACUCAUGAAACUUGUGCAAGGCUUUUGUGGAGAGGGAGAUGAAUCAGUGUCAACUCAUCUUAACAACAUAAAAAUGCUCGGCACAGAAUAUGGCAAACAAUGGGUUACAUCAAUGUGCAAACCUCAAAUUGUGAAAAUGCCACUAACACAGAGUAUCAGUUAUGCAGAGACUCACUGCAAACAGCUACUGAGUGAUGUGUUUUCUCCUUGUCACCAAAAGAUUAAUGUUGAACAAUAUUAUAAGUCCUGCAAGUCAACAACUUCCAAGUGCUACAAAGGAGAAGACCAACAGUGCUUCUGCAAUGCUAUUGCUGCAUAUAGCCAAGCAUGUUGUCGACAAGGAAUUAUCAUCCACUGGAGGAAUGCAGACAAUUGUCCAUCUCAUUGUGAAUAUUAUAACAGAGUACAUGGAAGCGACCCACAUUUCAUCAACAACAUGAACGGUCUGACCAUUUCCAUAGAUUUUGUCAACAAAAGACUGUUACUUGAAAAGUACAACAAUACAAGAGUACUCCAGAUGAGCUUUUUGUUCACCCCAGCCCUCUACAAAGCUAUUUCCAAUUCAGAUAAAUAUAUGUCACUGGAAUCCGUGAAAUAUCCUAACUACUUUGUCCGUUACUUUGACAAUGGGACUAUUACUUUGGAGAAAUGGCAGAUGGGUGAUCUGUUUCGAAAGCAAGCUUCAUUUCUUGUCCAUAAGAAUAGGUGGUUUGCCAAAUACAAUGCAUUUGAAUCGUUUACCUCACGACAAGAAUUCCUCUUUGCCAAUCCAAAUGGAAUUAUAUCAAUGGAAAAAUAUGAUGUCAGAAAAAGGAUGGCCAUGAGUUUCAAGACGACAGAGUGUGACUUUGCAAUACCGGAGUACACCUUAUGUGAAUGGGUAUAUAGGCCUUGUGAAAGUCCCUGUUUAAAGACCUGCCAGGAUCCACUUGGAAGUAAAUGCACUCUAUCGGUAAAGAUUGAAGGUUGCUUCCCACAUUGUGCAGAAGACAAAGUGCUUGAUGAAACAACAUACAGAUGUGUCCGUUUGGAUGAAUGUACCUCACCAGCAACAGGACAUUCAAGGCUUCCAGGAGUUCCUCUGAUGGAAUUUAUACCACCAUUAACCAAUACUGAAACCAAAAUUCUUGAUACCAUCACUGAUAACACCAGUAUGCUCACUUCUGAAACAAUGGGCACCAACAAUACAACCAAUUCUGAAAUAAUACUCCAGCAAAUAAAUACAGCUACACAUGAAAUUAGAGCCACAUCUAAUGAUACUAUGAAUCCUAAAACUAUGAACAUCCAGACCAAUACAACUACUAAUAAGCCUGGACUCAGUGACAUCAACACAAUGGUUUCGGAAACAUUUAGCAACCAAUUCAACACAGCUGAGACAUUAGAUACCCACAAUUAUACAAUUGCUCUUAAGACAAUGGACACUAAAAACAGUACAGCUGCUCCUGAAACCCUGUCCACCCAGACCAAUUUAAAUGUACCUAAAAGUGUGUACACACAAUACAAUUCAAUCACUGCUGAAGUUUGGGGUAACCUCACAAAUGCAAGUACUCAUGAGGCUGGGGAUACCAACAUCAAAAAAUUGGUUCAUGAUACAUUUAACAUCCAAUUAAAUGCAACAUUUCCUGAAACAUUGGUCAACCACAACACUGCAAACAAUUUGAAAAAAAUAAACAUGAACACCAGUACAACUGCUGCUGAGAAAAUAAGCACCAACAGCAAUAAAUUUGCUCUUGAAACUAUGUCCAGGCCAAUCAAUAUACUUGAUCCUGAAACUAUGACGACCCAGAUCAACACAACUGCUCCUGAAACACUGUCUAUUCAAACCAAUAUAAUUGCUCCUGAAACUACAGCAAUCCAGAUCAAUACAUCUGCUCCGGAAACUAUGUCAAGGCUAACCAAUACAGCAGCUCCUGAAACUAUGGCAACAUGGGUUAACACAGCUACUCCUGAGACUACGACCUCUCAAAUUAAUACAAGUGCUCUUGUAACUAUGUCCAUUCGCACCCAUACAAUUACCCCUGCAACUAAGGUGACCCAGAUCAAUACAAUUACUUCUGAAACUAUGACCACCCAGAUUAAUACAAUUGCUCCUGAAACCACAUUGACCCGAAUCAAUACAAUCGCUCCUGAAACCAUGUUGACCCAGAUCAAUACAACCGCUCCUGAAACCACAUUGACCCAGAUCAAUACAACCGCACCUGAAACCAUGUUGACCCAGAUCAAUACAACCGCUCCUGAAAUCACAUUGACCCAAAUCAAUACAACCACUCCUGAAACCAUGUUAACCCAGAUCAAUACAAUCGCUCCUGAAACCACAUUGACCCAGAUCAAUACAACCGCACCUGCAGAUCAAUACAACCGCUCCUGA
Molecule: messenger RNA, 3224 nt
Organism: Chiloscyllium plagiosum (whitespotted bambooshark)
Lineage: Eukaryota; Metazoa; Chordata; Chondrichthyes; Orectolobiformes; Hemiscylliidae
Source: RefSeq, a predicted model, not a curated record